Molecule: messenger RNA, 8728 nt
Organism: Dermatophagoides pteronyssinus (European house dust mite)
Lineage: Eukaryota; Metazoa; Arthropoda; Arachnida; Sarcoptiformes; Pyroglyphidae
Gene: mTor
Product: serine/threonine-protein kinase Tor
Biological process (GO): negative regulation of macroautophagy; TORC1 signaling
Cellular component (GO): TORC2 complex; cytoplasm; TORC1 complex
Molecular function (GO): protein-containing complex binding; protein binding; protein serine/threonine kinase activity
Source: RefSeq, a predicted model, not a curated record
UUUUUUUUUGUUGUUUGCAGUAAAGUUGUUUGUUUUUCAUUUUCUAUAUUGAAGAAAAAAUCAUUGAAAAAAUCGUCAAGUAAGGUCAAAUCGAUUCAACAAUUCGAUCGAUUUGAAAAUGAUGAUUUAAUCCGCGCCAAAAACAAAACCCUAAUCGAAAUUGGAAAAUGUUUGGUGAUCAAAAUUCAUUGAAUCAAAAUUCAACAUCAUUUAUUGUUACAAAAAUGUUGACCAAACACGGUGAAAAAGAAUUAUUAAUCAUGAAGAAUAAAGAACAUGAAUCAUGGAUUCAUUGUUUUCUUCAGGAAAUUCAACAAUCCAAUUCAUCAUCAUCAUCAACAACAUCAUCAUCAAAUCAAUCACAAUCAUUAUCAUCAUCAUCACGUGAUCGUACAUUAUCCGGAUCAUCGGAUUCAACAAUUCGUGAUGAUUUUAAAAGAAAAAAACGUGCCAUACUUAAACUGCAACAACAUUUACAACAGGAUAUGUCCGAUGAACAACGUAAACAAUUUUAUGAUUUUGCCUUAACACGUAUAUUUGAUUUAAUGGUCGGUGUAUCGGCUUCCAAUUUGAAUGAUAUAAAAUCUGGUAUAAUGUUGAUGUGUAUAUUGUUGGAUGCACCAACAUUGGAAAAAAAUCGGCCUCCGAUUUGUGCACCAUUUGCUAAUCAUCUGCGUAAUGUAAAUCUCAGUUCAUUUGAUUUAGAAUUAUUAGAUUUGAUUGCUUGUGCUGUUGGUAAAAUUGCGCUGAAUUCUGGUUCAUCAACACCGAAUUUUGUUGAAUUUGAAAUACGUCGUGCUAUUGAAUUGAUUGGUAAUGAAAAAAAUGAUCUCCAAAAACGUCAUUCAGCUAUUUUGAAUCUUCGUGAAUUAGCCAAUGUAACACCAUCAUAUUUUUUUAAUCAUGUUAUGCAUAUUUUUGAAAAUAUUUUCAUUGCAAUUUAUGAACCAAAACUUCGUGAACCAGCUAUUGCAGCAUUAAGAUCGGCAUUAUCGGUUGUUGUACAACGUGAACGUCUUGCAUCAAGUAUUUCAUCCGCAUCAUCAUCAUCAUCUGCGUCUGCAUCCACAUCAUCGACAUCAAAAUCAUCAUCAACAGCCGUACGUUCACGUAUCGAUCAACAAAUACCAAUGUGUUAUGAACUUUGUUAUAAUGAAAUAAUUAAAAGUUUUGAAGAACGAGAUCGUUCCGCAAAAGAUCGUGAUGAUCGUAUACAUGCUGCAUUAUUAAUUUUAAAUGAAUUAAUACGUUGUUCACAUGAUUCAUCAAUCAUAUUUCGUGAUUCAUCAAUUAAUCGUCAAUUAGAUUUUCUUUAUAAUAAUCUUCGUGAAUUGAAUGAUUUGAAUACAUUUUAUUUUUCAAAUUAUUUAUUCUAUGAUUUUGAUUAUCCAUUAUCAUUUGAUUUGAUUGGUCAGAAUAUUUCAUCAUCAUCAUCAUCAUCGAAAAAAUCACAGAAUAACAGUAGCAGCAACAACAAUACUGAUCAUCUAACUGAUUGGCAUUAUGGUUAUUUAACAAAAUUAUUUCGAAAUUAUCAAAAUCUAGAUUCAUCAUCAAUGCCAUUAAUGUAUGGUCUACGAACAUUACAAUCAAUGGUAAAUUAUCAUAAAGAAAUGGGUUCAGCUCCGAUAUUAUCAUUUUUUCAUAAACGUAAAUUUACCAAAUUAAGUACAAUUUGUUAUCAAUUAAUACAAAAUCAUUUUGAUAUAAUUUGUUUACAUUUAAUUUCAUUAUUGAAAUUAAAAAAUUCUAUACAAAUUAAUCAAGUUUUAUUAUUGGUAUUACCAUCAUUAACAUCAUUGAAUCCAAAAUAUUUUUCCAAAACUGGUCAAUAUGUUAAUGAUUCUAUACAAUAUUUAUUGAUUUGUAUUAAAAAUCAAUCAUUACGUUCAUUAGCAUUUAUAUCGUUGGGUUUAUUUGCAUUAUCAAUAAAAGAUGUAUCGGAAAAUGCUAUUGAUCAACAUUUACCAUUAAUGAUUAGUCAGAUUCGUCAAUUUUUCCCGGCAAAAGAUCAUUUGAAUCAACAAUCAACACCAUCAUCAACAUCGAAAAAACAUCGACAACAAUCAUCGAUAAAUAAUCAUAUUGUACCGGAUCCAGCUGUAUUUACUUGUUUAUCAUUUAUUGCACAAGCUGUUGGUAGAAAAAUUCGUUUAGAAAUAGCUGAAAUGUUACCAUCAAUGUUUGUAAAUGGUCUUAGUGAACCAUUAGUAAAUUCAUUAUAUGAUAUUUGUAAAUAUAUUCCUGAACUUAAAAGUGAUAUACAUGAAUUAUUAUUGAAAAUAUUGAGCAAAAUUAUAAUGGAUCGUCCAAUGAUACGACCAAAAUUAUUGACAGCUGAUGGUGGUAGUAGUCAAUCAUUUUUAUCAUUAUCAGCUCAUAGUCUUAGUCAUGGUGGUGGUUCAAUUGAUCGUUUAAUAAUGGAUUCAUCAUCAUCAUCAUCAUCAUCGAUAACAAUGUCGGCCAAUGAUUUGGAAACAUUAAAAUUAGCAUUAAAAGUUUUGGGAAGAUUUGAUUUUAAACCAAGAUAUUUUUUUAUGUUUUUACCACGUUGUGCAAAUCAAUAUUUAAUGCAUGAAAAUCGUGAAAUACGUUUAGAAGCAGUACAUACUUGUUGUCAAUUAUUGAAACCAUUUUUAAAACCAAAUAAUGGUUUUGAAAAAAUGACUAAAGAUGUAUUACAAAAAUUAUUAAUAGUUGGUAUUACUGAUCAAGAUAAAUUUGUUCGUUAUUCUGUAUUAUCACGUUUGGAUGAAUAUUUUGAUUAUUAUCUUGCACAGGCUAUUAAUCUUGAAUCAUUACAAUUAACUGUUUAUGAUGAAUGUUUUGAAAUACGUGAAUUAGGUGUUUGUAUAAAUGGUCGUUUAUCAAGUUUAAAUCCAGCAUAUGUAAUGCCAUUUUUAUUACGUGUUUUGUUACAAUUUUUAAGUGAAUUCGAACAUUCUGGUAUUGCAAAAAAUCUGGAACAAUCAGCCAGAAUGUUAGGACAUUUAUUAGCUUCUGCGCCAAGAUUUUCACGGCCAUAUACUGAACCAAUAUUGAAAGUUUUUCUACCAAAAUUACGUGAUCCACAGCAAUCACAAGCCGUGAUAACAGCUGUAAUGAGUGCUGUUGGUGAAUUGGCUAUUGUUUCCGGUUUAGAAAUGCGUGCAUAUUUUUAUGAAUUAUUUCCAAUAAUAUUGGAUGCCGUACAGGAUACAAAUUCAUUUCAAAAACGUGAAAUUGCCUUAUGGACAAUGGGUAGAUUGAUUGAAAAUUGUGGCUAUGUUAUUGAACCAUAUUCCAAAUUUCCAACAUUAAUGGAAGUUUUGUUUUCGAUUAUGAAAUCUGAACCAACCAAAUCAUCACAAUUAAUAAGACGUGAAACAAUACGUGUUCUUGGAUUAUUGGGUGCUGUUGAUCCAUAUUGUCAUAAAAUUAAUAUGGGAUUUAUUGAUUUAUCGGGUGAAUCAUUAAUCAGUUAUGAUCCUGCACUUGAACAAGAAGCAAAUUCAUAUGAAAUGAUUUGGGGUACAUUUUCAAGUGAUGAUUUUUAUAGUUCACAAGCCAUAAAUACAUUGAUUGCUGUAAUGAAAGAUCCACAAGCAUCAAGUCAACAUACAAUGGCUGUACAGGCAAUGGCAUUCAUAUUUAAUGUAUUAAAAGUACGUUCAGUACCAUAUCUACCAAAUAUAUUACCACCAUUUAUUAAUAUUAUACGUACGGGUGAUCCAAAAAUUCGUGAAUUUCUCCUUCAACAAUUAGGACAGAUAAUAUCAGCUGUAAAAAAACAUAUACGUUCAUAUUUAGAUGAUAUAUUUAAAGUUUUACGUGAAUUAUGGACAACAAAUAAUUCAACAAUGCAAUUAACAUUAUUUAAUGUUGUUGAUCAAAUGGUAUUGGCAUUAGGUUCAGAAUUUCGUAAUUAUGUACCACAUUUAAUACCACAUAUAUUAAAAGUAUUUAAUCAUGAUGCUAGUCCACAAAAAGAAGUAACAAUAAAAUUAUUAUCGGCAUUACAAAAUUUUGGUAUUACAUUAGAAGAUUAUAUACAUUUAAUGAUAACACCGAUAUUAAAAUUAUUUGAAAUACAAUCAUUACCUGGUUCAACACCUAUCGAACAAAAACGUGAUUCUGAUCUAAGAAUAUUGGCUAUAAAAACUAUUGAAACAUUUUGUCGUGAUUUAUCGUUGAAAGAAUUUGCACCACGUAUAAUACAUUCAUUAGUGAAAACAAUUGAUGAUAAUCCAAAUGAUAAACGUUUAUUUCAACAAGCAAUGGAUACAUUAUGUCGUAUUGUAUUUCAAUUAGAUUUAAAAUUUAAAAUUUAUUUAACAUUAGUAUCAAAAGUUUUACAAAAACAUAAAUUAUUUCAUGAUAAAUAUGAAUUAUUGGCGGAUAAAAUACAAAAUGAUAUUACUAUUAGUGAAAUGAAUCCGGAUGCAUUAUUAUUACCGGCAAAUCUUGUUCGAAAAGCCGGUGUUAAUCGUCGUAAUUAUGAAAGUGAAUCACAACAACAACAACAACAACAACCAGGUCAAACAGAUACAAAACGUGCAACAUUAUCAUUGGAAGAACUUAAACAUGCAUGGAAUCAAUGUUCACGUCGUAUUUCAAAAGAAGAUUGGUUAGAUUGGUUAAGAAAAUUUAAUGUUGAUCUAAUUAAAGAAUCACCAUCACUUUCAUUACGUUCUUGUUUUCCAAUUGCACAAUCAUGUAAUAAUGUUGCACGUGAAUUAUUUAAUCCAGCAUUUUGGUCAUGUUGGAAUGAAUUGAAUUCAGCACAGAAAAAAGAAUUGGUUACAUUAUUGGAAGAAACAAUGAAAGAACAAGAAGUACCUGAAGUUACUGGAAUUCUAUUGAAUUUAGCCGAAUUUCUUGAACAUAUUGAUCAAGGACCAUUAUUAUUUGAUGUAAAAAUACUUUCGGAACGUGCAAUGAAAUGUCGUGCAUAUGCAAAAGCAUUACAUUAUAAAGAAAAAGAAUUUCAAGAACGACCAACAACUGAAAAUCUUGGUGCAUUAAUAACAAUCAAUAAUAAAUUACAACAACCACAAGCUGCAUAUGGUUGUCUGGCAUAUGCAUUAAAAUCAACUGAAAUUAAUGAUAUUGAAAUAAAAGAAAAAUGGUUUGAAAAAUUACAUAAUUAUGAAAGUGCAUUUAUUGCAUAUAAAAUGCGUUAUGAACAAAAUGGACAAGAUCAUGAUGCAUUACUUGGCCAAAUGAGAUGUUUAGAAGUAUUAUCCGAAUGGGAAAGAUUAUAUACGCUGUCACAGCAAACAUUUAAUGAUGUUAGUGAAUAUUAUCAACAACGUAUGGCAAGGAUGGCUGUUACAGCAACAUGGAGUUUAAAUCAAUGGGAUGAAAUGAUUGAAUAUGCAAGAUAUAUACCUACGGAUUCAUUUGAAUCAGCAUUCUAUGAAGCAGUUAUUCGUGUACAUCAAGAAGAUUUUCAACAAGCACAAUAUUUUAUUGAUAAAUCACGUGAACUUAUUGAUACGGAUUUAACAUCAAUGGCAGGUGAAUCAUAUCAACGUGCAUAUCCAGCAAUGGUACAAGUACAAAUGAUGAGUGAAUUAGAAGAAGUUAUUCAAUAUAAAUUAGUACCCGAACGACAAGAAAUGAUUCGUCAAAAAUGGUGGCAACGAUUACAAGGUUGUCAACGACAAAUUGAAGAUUGGCAAAAAAUUUUACAAAUACAUUCAUUGGUUCUUAAACCACAAGAAGAUAUGCGUGCAUGGUUAAAAUUUUCAAAAUUAUGUGAAAAAAAUCAUCGUUUAGAUUUAUCAUUCAAAACUAUUGUCAAAUUAAUGGGAACUAAUCCAACAAAAUUAAUACAACAAAAUCAUCAAUUACCAAUAACAUAUCCCGAAGUUACAUUAAAAUUUAUUGAACAUUUAUGGAAUAGUGGUCGUUAUAAACGUGCUUAUAUUGAAUUACAACGUUUUUGUCAACGUUUAGAAGAAGAGAAUAGUGGUGUAAAUGUAGCCGCACAAUUAAAUCAAAAUCAAAAUCAUUUACAACAAAGAUUUAAUAUUAAUCUACAAGAUGAUUCAAUGACCAAUACAACAACAACAACAACGACUACAACAGCAGCAGAUAUUUUAACAACAAAUAAUAAUGAUUAUAUGUAUGCACAUAUAGCACCUGAUGCACAUAUGUCACCUGAAGCUAUUAAUAAAGUAUUAUCACGUGCAUAUCUUAAACGUGGUCAAUGGGAAGAAUUUCUAUUGGAUUUUGAUCAUGUAUCAAUACCAUCAAUUCUUGAAUCAUAUAAAAAAGCAACACAACGUGAUCUGCAAUGGUAUAAAGCAUGGCAUACAUGGGCUUUUAUGAAUUUUCGUGCAUUAAAAUUUUGUAAAGAAUUAUUACCUGAAGUAAGAAAAAAUAUUGAUCAUCCAUUGGAUGUAUUGGGUAAAUAUGGACCACGUUUAAAACCAAAAGAAUUUGCAAUCAAUGCUGUUCGGGGAUUUUUUCAAUCAGUUGCAUUCUGUCGUAAUGGUUCAUCAUUACAGGAUACACUUAGAAUUUUAACCAUUUGGUUUGAAGAUGGUUAUGAUGAUACUAUUCGUGCAGCUGUUGAAGAAGGUAUAAAAAGUGUAUCGAUUGAAACAUGGUUACAGGUGAUACCACAAUUGAUUGCACGUAUAGAUAUGCCACAUGUUCCAGUGGCUAAAUUGAUUCAUACACUUUUAACCGAUAUUGGUAAAUAUCAUCCACAAGCAUUAAUAUAUCCAUUAACAGUUGCAUCAAAAUCAUCGAAUGAAGCACGUAGUGAAGCAGCUAAUACAAUCUUAGUUCUUAUGCGUGUUCAUUCACCAAAUCUAGUAAAACAAGCUGUACUAGUUUCUGAAGAAUUAAUACGUAUAGCAAUAUUAUGGCAUGAACUUUGGCAUGAAGGUUUGGAAGAAGCAUCUCGUCUUUAUUUUGGUGAUAAAAAUGUUGAUGCAAUGUUUGAAACAUUAGAACCAUUACAUAAAAUGAUUGAACGGCAGCCAAGUACACGUAAAGAAUUGACUUUUUAUCAAAAUUAUGGUCAAGAUUUAGCACAAGCUUAUCAAUUAUGCCAAAAUUAUAAAAUAACCCUUGAAACAAAGAAUCUAACACAAGCAUGGGAUAUUUAUUAUCAUGUUUUUAAACGAAUUUCUCGUCAACUUCCACAAUUAACAUCGUUAGAGCUUGAAUAUGUAUCACCAAAAUUGACUGAAUGUAGUAAUUUGGAAUUAGCCGUACCCGGAUCAUAUAGUCCACAUAAUGAAUUGAUACGAAUAGCCAAAGUUGAAACACAAUUGAAUAUAAUUAUUUCAAAACAACGUCCAAGAAAAUUAACAAUAAAAGGUUCGAAUGGACAUAAUUAUAUGUUUUUAUUGAAAGGACAUGAAGAUUUACGACAAGAUGAACGUGUUAUGCAAUUGUUUGGUUUAGUCAAUACAUUGCUUAAUUCAGAGGAUGCAACAUCCAGACAAAAUUUAGCCAUUCAACGAUAUGCUGUGAUUCCAUUAAGUCCCAAUUCCGGUUUAAUUGGUUGGGUACCAUGUUGUGAUACACUUCAUUCCUUAAUACGUGAUUAUCGUAAUAAACGUAAAAUUUUGCUCAACAUGGAACAUCGAUUAAUGUUACGUAUGGCUCCUGAAUAUGAUCGUUUAGCAUUAUUACAAAAAGUAGAAGUAUUUGAACAUGCAUUAGAACAUACACCUGGUGAUGAUUUGGCAAAAAUUUUAUGGGUUCGUAGCCCAUCAUCCGAAGUUUGGUUUGAUCGACGAACAAAUUAUACAAGAAGUUUAGCUGUCAUGUCAAUGGUUGGUUAUAUAUUGGGAUUAGGUGAUCGUCAUCCAAGUAAUCUAAUGCUUGAUCGUAAUUCUGGUAAAAUUUUACAUAUUGAUUUUGGUGAUUGUUUUGAAGUAGCUAUGACAAGAGAAAAAUAUCCGGAAAAAAUUCCAUUCAGAUUAACAAGAAUGUUAAUCAAAGCAAUGGAAGUAACUGGUUUGGAUGGAACAUUUCGAACUACUUGUCAACAAGUAAUGAUGUGUUUACGUAAAAAUAAAGAAUCUUUGAUGGCCUUACUCGAGGCAUUUGUUUAUGAUCCAUUACUUAAUUGGAGAUUGAUUGAAGCUCAACCAAAAUCAAAAACUGAUCUUAAUAGCAAAAAACCUGUGGUCAAUUUAACAGCAAAAGAUUCGAAUAAUAAUCGUCAUCGUCAUCAUCAUCAUCCGGAUGCUCAUCCAAUGAAAGGUGUAAUGGAUGUGGUGGAUGAAGAAAGUUCUUCAAAUCUGGAUCAACCACCACAAGGACCAUCUGCUACAGUAUUACAUCAAGCCGAUGAUAAUCAAGAUGUUGGCGGCAAUGAUAUUAUUCAUCAUCAUCCACGUGGUCAUCCACAACGAUUAUCAUCGAUCAAACGAAUCGUAUCGAUACAGAAUGCUGAACAACGACGACUUGAUUAUUAUCUUGAUGAAGGUCUUAAUUCAAAAGCUGUUGCUGUUAUUGAACGUGUCAAUGAUAAACUUACUGGACAUGAUUUUGGCAGCAGUAGCCGUGUAUGUAGCGUUAAUUCACAAGUCGAACAAUUGAUCAAACAGGCUACCAAUCAUGAAAAUCUUUGCCAAUGUUAUAUUGGUUGGUGUCCAUUCUGGUAACCAGAUAAUCAUUUGUUUUCUUCUAACAAAACACAUAAUAUUCUCUGUUGAAUCAAAUUGAAAUUUAAAAAAAAUUGUUUUUCUUGAAAUCUUUUUUUUCUUUGGGUCACACA